GUUUUACUUACACAAACAAGAGGGAGGGAAUGCUGAUGUCUGCUUGUAUGCAUGCCACAUUCGUCACUUCCACUCAGAAAUUUCUCAUUUUCAAUAAAGUCAUCUGAAGAUCUGGCCUCUCCUUUUUAAAAGGAUCUGCAUGAUGCACCUGAAUUAAAACAAGUGGAAAAGCUGGAGAACAAGGUAAAAGAGCUCCAGGAAGAAAUUAGGAACCUCCAAAUGAGGAAACCCAAAAUGACGGUGGGAGACAUCCUGGAAGAUUCCGAAAAGAUGCUGCUUUACACCUCAUUUCCAGCAGACGUCUUCAAUGUUAUUGUGCAAAUUCUCAAGCGAAUGGUGCCGUUUAAUUAUUAUGCUGGUUGGGAGGUCACCUGCUUUAGUUUAGAGGACCAACUGCUAAUAUGUUUGAUGAAGCUACGCUUAAACUUUCGAGAUCUAGACCUUGCUAUUAGAUUUGGUACAAGCAGAUCUACAAUAUCUAACAUUAUAAAUACAUUUAUCUCUGCUCUUCAUGAAAUCUUUUUUGAUGGUGUAUUGAAAGCUGUGGGUAUUCCUUCUCAAUUAAAGUGCAAAGGGUCUAUGCCAAAAUCCUUUUCAGAUUUCACCUCGGCAAGAAUUGCCAUGGAUGCCACAGAAAUCACCCAAGAUAUACCAUCAAACAUGAAUAGUCAAUCACUUACAUACAGCAACUACAAAAGUCGACACACUGUAAAGGCGGUAACCUGUGUGGCUCCAAAUGGUGCUCUUGUAUUUACUUCCGAUUUAUAUCCCGGUUCCACAUCUGAUGCAGCCAUAGUACAGCAUUGCAAAGUUCUUGACCAAUUACAGCCUGGAGAUCUUAUUCUUGCAGAUAAAGGCUUUAAUAUUUUUGACAAACUUCUUUCCGGGGUAUCCUUAAACAUUCCACCUUUUUUGUCAAAUAAAUCGCAUUUUACCAAAGAAGAGGCAAAACUUUGUUAUAAAAUUGGACGUAGUAGAAUUCAUUUUUAAAAAAUUUCAGCAAAUAAAUUUGUGAAUAGUGCACACAUUUACUGAAAAUGGGUGAUCAUAUUUCAAUAUCUGUAGCUACCGCGCCGACCCAAUAUAUUUCACAUAUUUUGUUAGAAGUCAAACAUCAAAUAUCCGCGACCCCCACUUGUUCUAUCCAGCGAAAAACCUUUUGAAUUUGCAUGGAAUAUACAAGUUAUACAUAGAUCAUUGUACUAUCCAUACAGGCUUGUGGGAUUUUUUUUUUCUGGGUUUUUUUUCCCCCGGUUAUUUUUCUACUCCCAACUAUUUUUUCUUCUAUUGUUUCAUGAUUAUUUUCAUUAGUAUAUGUAUAUAUGUUUUUGAAUCUCUUCUUUCUAUAUAUUUUAUCUUGUUUACAUUAAAUAACUACAUAAAAUAUUGUUUAAUUAAAUCAAGCAGUCCUGAUAAACAAUUUUUAUUGAAUGACGAAAC
Molecule: messenger RNA, 1440 nt
Organism: Ostrea edulis (European flat oyster)
Lineage: Eukaryota; Metazoa; Mollusca; Bivalvia; Ostreida; Ostreidae
Exons: 3
Coding region: 220-990 (256 amino acids)
Source: RefSeq, a predicted model, not a curated record